AUGUCAGAACCAGGCGGAGAUCUCGACGGCCAAAUGCCAAAAGGUUUCUUCUCAACCUUAAUGGCCGAUGGGGAGUGGUUGUUCAUGAAAGGGGAGUAUAAGAAAGCUAUAGAGAGCUUCACAAAGGCUCUGACUAUAAAGCCUGAUGACAAGACCUGCUUUGUGGGUCGGUCCAAGUGUUACUUGAAGUUGGGUCAGUCUGACGACGCCUUAAGAGACUCAGAGGAUUCACUGAGAGAAGACAAGUCAUUUUUCGAGGGCUUGUACCAAAAGGCAGAAGCUUUAUACUACAUGGGAGAAUUUGAGUUUGCACUGGUGUUUUACCAUAGAGGACAAAAACUACGUCCACAAAUACAGGAGUUCAGGCUGGGCAUCCAAAAAGCACAGGAGGCCAUAGAAAACUCUGUUGGCAGCCCUUCCUCUGUGAAACUUGAGAUUAAAGGGGACCUGUCAUUCCUCCAAAAAGAUGAGGAGAGGGCAAUGCCGAUUACUGCCAUUCAGCAUCUGACGACAAAGAAAAAAAAGCUGACCAAGAUGACCCCAAAGAGUGAGAAGACCACCAAACAACUGCUGGGAGAGUUUUACAGUGAUAAGAAAUAUCUUGAAAACCUGCUGAAAGAUGAAGAUUUAGUAAAAGCUAAGACGAAGGAUGGGGAAAGACUGCAGGACGUCAUUCAGAGCUGCCUCACAUACCUCGACACUUGCACUGAGUUUUGGAACCAGGAGAAACCUAUCUGCACUCGGGAAAGGGACCCUAAAAAAAGGCCCCGCCAUACUGCCCCCUGUGAACCCGCUCAGUUUAUCCUGAAGAGUCUGGAUGACAUUGACACAGAGUUGGUGUCUGGAAACCCACAAGGUAGUCUGCAGAAGGCUGAAGAAGUCCUGAAGAUGGUGCAGAAAUGGUCAGAACGAGAGGUGCCCCAUAAAAAAGAGGUUUUGGGAAAUUUGCACAGUUGCAUCGGAAAUGCUUUGAUCAUCCUGGGAGAUAUGGACAAAGCACUUCAGCAUCAUAAAAAAGACUUGGAGUUGGCUAAAGAGUGCAAACUCCCUGAUGCAAAGUCCAGAGCUCUGGACAACAUUGGCCGAGUCUAUGCCCAAACUGGACAGUUUACACAGGCCAUUGAGAUCUGGGAAAAGAAGAUUCCCUUGAUCCGUGGCGGAUUGGAGAAGACCUGGUUAUUUCACGAGAUUGGUUGGUGUUACCUGGAGCUUAAUGACCACGAAGAAGCCCGAAACUAUGGCAUCCGCUCAGUCACUGCAGCUGAUGAGAUUGCUGAUGAGAAAUGGCAGCUUAAUGCCAGUGUUUUGGUGGCACAAUCAGAAUUGAAACUUGGAAACUAUGAAUCAUGCGUCUCCCACUUCGAGAGAGCUUUGAACCACGCCAAGCUGCAAAAAGACGACUCUGCCAUGAACGCCAUUCAGAAGGCUCUGGAUGAAGCAAAGAAGCACCUAUCACAAUGA
Scomber japonicus (chub mackerel) is the source of this 1461-nucleotide messenger RNA. It is a transcript of the gene odad4, whose product is annotated as outer dynein arm docking complex subunit 4. Gene Ontology annotation, cellular component: cytoplasm. Lineage: Eukaryota; Metazoa; Chordata; Actinopteri; Scombriformes; Scombridae. The record is from RefSeq and is a predicted model, not a curated record. The coding region runs from base 1 to 1461 and encodes 486 amino acids. The transcript is spliced from 11 exons. Gene Ontology annotation, molecular function: protein binding.